This is a messenger RNA of Fukomys damarensis (Damara mole-rat), 3399 nucleotides long. It is a transcript of the gene Cdkl1, whose product is annotated as cyclin dependent kinase like 1. Bases 143 to 1219 code for a protein of 358 amino acids. The transcript is spliced from 10 exons. Lineage: Eukaryota; Metazoa; Chordata; Mammalia; Rodentia; Bathyergidae. Gene Ontology annotation, biological process: protein phosphorylation. The record is from RefSeq and is a predicted model, not a curated record. Gene Ontology annotation, molecular function: ATP binding; cyclin-dependent protein serine/threonine kinase activity. Gene Ontology annotation, cellular component: nucleus.
GGGAGGCCUGACAGGUCCGCCCCUGGUGUGCGACAAGGGCCCUUCUCUUCCAGGUCCCGCCGCCCAGCGCUGUCCGUCCUCCCUGACUUCGGAGGCUCGUUUUAAGGCGAUGUGAAAAUCCACUGUGAGACGAUGGAGAAGUAUGAAAAAAUCGGGAAAAUUGGAGAAGGAUCUUAUGGAGUUGUCUUCAAAUGCAGAAACAGGGACACGGGGCAGAUCGUGGCCAUCAAGAAGUUUCUGGAACCUGAGGACGACCCGGUCAUCAGGAAAAUCGCCCUUCGGGAGAUCCGCAUGCUCAAGGCUAUUGACAAAGAGCCCAGAAAGACAGCAACUCAAGCACCCCAACCUGGUCAACCUGCUGGAGGUCUUCAGGAGAAAGCGGAGGCUGCACCUGGUGUUUGAGUAUUGUGACCACACGGUGCUGCAUGAGCUGGACAGAUACCGGAGAGGGGUACCAGAACAUCUCGUGAAGAGUAUAACUUGGCAGACACUGCAAGCUGUAAAUUUUUGCCAUAAACACAAUUGCAUACAUAGAGAUGUGAAGCCAGAAAAUAUCCUCAUCACAAAACAUUCAGUGAUUAAACUUUGUGACUUUGGAUUUGCUCGGCUUUUGACUGGACCGAGCGACUACUACACAGACUAUGUGGCUACCAGGUGGUACCGCUCUCCGGAACUGCUGGUGGGGGACACACAGUACGGCCCCCCAGUAGAUGUCUGGGCAGUUGGCUGUGUCUUUGCCGAGCUGCUGUCAGGAGUGCCUCUUUGGCCAGGAAAAUCAGAUGUGGACCAGCUUUAUCUGAUCAGGAAAACCUUGGGGGAUCUUACUCCUAGACACCAGCAAGUAUUCAGCAUGAAUCAGUACUUCAGUGGUGUGAAAAUCCCAGACCCGGAAGACAUGGAACCACUGGAGUUAAAAUUUCCGAACAUCUCUUAUCCUGCCCUGGGACUCUUAAAGGGCUGCCUGCACAUGGACCCUGGUGAAAGGCUGACAUGCGAACAGCUGUUGCAGCACCCAUAUUUUGACAGCAUCGGAGAAGUAAGAGGGCUGAGAAAAGAACGUGACAAGCCAACAAGGAAGACACUAAGGCAAAGCCGAAAGCACCUUCCCGGGUUGCAGUAUCUACCUCAGCUAACUAGCAGCAGAAUGCUUCCAGCUUUGGAUAACAAAAAGUACUACUGUACUACCAUGAAGUUUAACUACCGUUUCCCAAACAUUUAAGGAGUUAGGAGAUUGAUGAAGAAGGAAGAAUUGAUCAAUAACUUUGAAGAAAAUAAAACUGACCCACUUGAUUGAAAAUAAUUACAGUGUUGAAAACAUAACUGGGAGGCCACUUGGCAAUAUAUGAAGGGAAAUUCCAGAUCCAGUCUUCCAUGAGCGGUGCAGAAUAGAAAGGAAAGAUCUGUUUGGAAUUUCAUUUGUAUUUUGGUUUAUCGAAGCAGCUGAGCUAUGGGUAGAAUAUAAACCGCAUCUACUGCCCAUACCUCUGGCAAAAUUAGAUAAUGUUAAAAAGAUUUAUGCUUCAAUUGUAUUUGAUGCCACAUGUGAAAAAUGGAUCACAUGAUACCCAGAUGUAUUUCCUUGGAACUGUGUGGCCUUGAGUCCUGUCUCUUGCCUCUUGGGUUAUUUCAGCCUUAUCUUGAAGGACAGUUUCAGUUCUUGAAAUCAAGAUGUUUAAAAUUCCAUUUUCUGCUUGCUCUGUCUCUUGAUUUUUUAAAAUUUUAAAACAUUUUUGGAAUAUCUAAAUUGACCAUAUCUAAAAUCAUACUGGUUAAUUCCAUGGAAAGACUGUAAUAUGCUUAAGAGUUGAUGAUUAUGCAUUUCUUAUAUACAUUUUUGUUUUAACCUUUAGUAAAUCAUGCAUCUCAUUUUUGCAUGGCAGGCAUAUUUACUGUAAUGUCUAUACUUGUUCACCCAACUCCUCUUACAAAUGAUGGCAUGAAGGUUGGCAGCCAACCAAGUGAUCAAGGGGUAGAACAAGACCUACAGGCUUCACGGGUAUUGAGUCUGCCAGCUUGGGAGUAAUCAGGACUUUGUUCUCUCUUGCUCAGCCUCUGACCCGCAGACAGAGCUAUAGGUGGAACUGCAUAUGUGACCUGGGUUUUAGAGGAACUGGCUGUAAACUUUUACUUGACUCAUGCAAGAUGUUAGGUUAGCUGACAUUUUUCCUGAAAUGUCUUUUUAUACUACAGUGUCUGUAUGUGUAUGUAGAUGUGUAGUUAUACACAUGUAGUUAUACAUGUGUGUUGUGUAAUACACUACCUUAACUGAUACAAUUAGUAAGAACAAAUGGUAAGUGUUGAGGGUUCCUAGUUUGUUCAGUGAGAUGUGAAAUAAUUUACUUUGCUUUGGUCUACUGCUCCUAAACAAAAACUUGUUUUAAAAACAAAACCCCUUUUUAUACUUGACCCUUGCACACAAGGCCAUAUGAAGCCCCAUCUCUUCCUUGCAGCUCAAGGCCAUUUCUGGUUGACAUGCUGGCCCUGUUUCCCAGCAGUUCUCAGCCAUGGUUUUCAACGUUGUGUUUUAUGGUAUCUUCAGCACAGUUUUUCUGCACUCUCACUAUCUUCCUGUGUUAAUUUUCUUCAUGACAGCACUUGACCCCAUUCACUUACUGCUAACUGAUCCACUAAACUGUCAUCUGUUCAGUAAUCUUGGUUCACCAGCCAUAGUCUGAGGCUUUCUAAUGGGUGCAGUAUAGACCUGUUGGUGGGUAAAAUAUUUGUCCCGGUAUUCAAUUCCUGCUAGAUGGCUUUGAUUCAGAUGACAUGGAAGGGUGUCCAACUUCCGUGACUAGUUAAAAACAUAGUCUUUUCUCGUUUCCCUUAGUCCAUGAAAAUGUAUUUGACGGAGGCAGAUGACUGUAACUGCCUGAUUCAUGCAAUAGUUUAAUAGAAAACAAUCCAGAAUAGGAAAGCAGCUCCAGACUAAGUUCUAAAGAAUCAGUUGUCUCAUCACACAGUAAUGAAAACAAUGUGAAAAAAGGCUCAUUUUUCUCUAAUGCUAUUAAAUUUAUGCUUGUGCUCAAUUUAACCACGUCACUUUUUCCUGCAGCACAGGAUCACCACUGUAUCACACAAAACUGUUCUACAUCCUUAUCCUUAUUUUUAUAUACUAUUUUUCUGAUUUUAAAUGACAAUGGUAAUUAUAUCAGUAAAUAGAAUAUAAUUUAUGCUAUGUAUUAUUUACAUAAGGUGGUUCAUUUUAUUCCCCUCAUAAAAUAUGGGUGAAUAGGCUUAGUUCUAACAUCACUAAAAUUCAUUUUUCUGCCUGAAAGCUGUAUCACAGAAAAUGUUUAUUUUAAACUCAUUUUCAGUAAAGUUUUUUUUCAAUAGUUUGUUAAAAACCAAAUGUACAGAAAUCCACAAAUAAAUCAGCAUAUAGCCAAUAAUAAAAUCAGA